CGGAGGCUGGAGCAGGACGCUGCCGCUCCGAGCUGCUCUCUCUCCGUCUCCUCUUCUCUCUCAGCGGGCGUCGGUGCAGCAGAAAGCCGGAGGGAUGCAGCCAGCGGGCGCGUACGGCGCCGGGAAGGCCGGGAGCGUCAGCUUCGAUGCGGUCGCCUUCUUCACGCAUCCCCGCACCAUCCUCAGACUGAUGUCGUGGGUUUUCUCCAUAGUGGUGUUCAGCUGCAUCGUGAACGAGGGCUACAUCAACAUUGGCUCGGAACGUCUGCUCUGCGUCUUCAACAACAACGGCGACGCCUGUAACUACGGCAUCACCAUCGGCGUGGCCUGCUUCCUUGGCAGCAUCUUUUUCCUCAUCCUGGACUUUUACUUUCCCUCCAUCAGCAACGUCAAGGACAGAAGACGCGCCGUCCUGCUGGACCUCGUUUUCUCCGGUCUUGCCAGCUUCCUGUGGUUUGUUGGCUUCUGCUUUCUGGCCAAUCAGUGGCAGGCGACCUCACCAGAUGAGCUCCCAUUGGCUCAGGGCUCCGAUGCCGCCAGAGCCACCAUCGCUUUCUGCUUCUUCUCCAUCCUCACCUGGGCUGUACUGACGCUGAGCGCUCUCCGACGCUUCUUAACUGGCAGCAGCCAAAACUUAUUCACAUGGCAACACAUGGAGCAAGCCCCUAGCAAUGCUCGGGCCACACCGUACCCCAUCGCCAACGGAGCUACUAUAGUAACAACCAACCCCUACCAGGCCCCGCCCUUCACUGAAACCCUGGACCCACAGAAGCUUACACAGCAGAGACCCAUGGCUCCUGCUUUCUAGAGACAAACAGACAGACAGAGGAGGCCCGAGAACGACACUGAAAACGACCCGGGCACGGACACCACUUCCUGCCUCGCUGUUUUGCAGUUUCCCCCUCCUCUCUUGAGAUUGGAGGGAAUUUCAGAUCACGUAAUGUAUGAUCUAUUUUCACCAUGGCAACUGCGAGCUCUGCUUAGUUAGUUGUAACUCUCUUGUGUCGACAAUAACUGUCUUCUGCUCAUGCACACACAGUCAGCGCACGUGAACACAGCUGUACCCACUCACAAUCACACCUGGAAAUACGUGUAUAUACACUCGGAAGAAUCCACACAUGCACAUCUUGACUGCAUGUUCAUAUGGUGAGGUAAGAUUAACAUAGAUGUAGAUCAGAGAUGAAGCUCCAUCUGCCUUAGUGAGGGAAACCUGAGCUCUGUAGCUCCAUUUAUCUGUUUCUGUUAGUCUUCAGUCAGCCUGACCAAUCACAAGCUUACCUGCAGAUAUGUGGCCUCUCAUUGGCUGGGAGUUAAGAUGGACUGGCAGCUUGACCAAUAGAAUGUGAAGGAACGAGAUGCAGUGAAUUUGGUACGUUUUCUUGGCAAGGAAAUAAAGGCAGGGCAGCUUAAUGCAUUCUGAAUGCUGUAGUGUUUCAGUGUGAAAUAUUCAUGUGAUUAAAUAUUUUAUUGUGAUAUGCUGAAGUGGCGAAAUGAAAAAUAAAAUAAAUCCACUACCACAACC
This is a messenger RNA of Cheilinus undulatus (humphead wrasse), 1522 nucleotides long. Its product is annotated as synaptogyrin-3-like. The coding region runs from base 95 to 808 and encodes 237 amino acids. The record is from RefSeq and is a predicted model, not a curated record. Gene Ontology annotation, cellular component: synaptic vesicle membrane; neuromuscular junction. The transcript has 4 exons. Lineage: Eukaryota; Metazoa; Chordata; Actinopteri; Labriformes; Labridae.